AUGGACCAGAUGCAUGCGCAGUAUAAGAUAAAGAAUCGGACAGUCAUGAACUAUGUCUUCAGUGUAAUAAUAGGCUUUACAGCGCUCAGUUAUGGCUCAGUGCCGUUUUACAAGAUGAUCUGCCAGGAGACUGGCUGGGGAGGGCAGCCCAUCAAGUCAGCAGCUCACGGCGGUGAUACGUCCGUCGAUCCCUCCGAACGUCUUAAGCCCGUAGAAUCUCAUCCGCGUAUCCGAAUAACAUUCAACGGCUCUGUAUCUGACGUCCUGCCCUGGAAAUUCGUUCCCCAACAACGCGAAGUCCGUGUACUCCCGGGUGAAACUGCCCUCGCCUUCUAUACUGCGACCAACAAAUCAGCGGAAGACAUCAUUGGUGUAGCCACCUAUUCUGUUACGCCUGGACAGGUUGCCCCAUACUUUAGCAAGAUUCAGUGCUUUUGCUUUGAGGAGCAGAGACUGAAUGCAGGGGAAACAGUGGACAUGCCAGUCUUCUUCUACAUCGACCCGGAGUUUACAAAGGACAUCAACAUGAAGGGUAUUGAGACGGUCACAUUGAGUUAUACAUUCUUCAAGGCGAAGUAUGACAAGGAUGGGCAUUUGACGCCUGUGCCAAUGUGA
This is a messenger RNA of Alternaria arborescens, 615 nucleotides long. RefSeq lists its product as hypothetical. Gene Ontology annotation, cellular component: mitochondrial inner membrane. The coding region runs from base 1 to 615 and encodes 204 amino acids. NCBI's taxonomy places the organism in Eukaryota, Fungi, Ascomycota, Dothideomycetes, Pleosporales, Pleosporaceae. The transcript has 3 exons. The record is from RefSeq and is a predicted model, not a curated record. Gene Ontology annotation, molecular function: copper ion binding.